AUGCAGAACAUCGAGCUCGGAGAGUCGUCCGUCGACGUCGAGCGCGCCGCUCCUUCGCAGCAGCCUGCUUCCUCAUCAGCCGACAGCCGCGCCUUGUCGUCGCAGCCUCUAAGCGACGUCGCCGGCAGCAGCGGCGGCGGCGCGGGCAGCAGCGGCGGCGCUGGCGCCGGCGGCGAGUGCGACGGCGGCGACGGCGACGGCGAGUACGAGCUCGAUCCGGCGGCGCAGGUCGCCUCCCUCCUCGCGCCCGUCUGCGCGACGAUGGCCAUCGUCGUCUACCUGCUCAAGACGGUCGACGCCGCCGAGCAGCCCGCCUCCGGCUUCUCCGAGAUCAUGGUGUACCAGGAGCACUCCUCGGACGACGCGGCCACCAUCGCCGGCGGCGUCGCGCUCAACGCGCUCGCGAUGGUCGCCCUCCUCUUUGUGGCGAUCAUCGCGUACAACCUGACCAAGCUGCCUGAGUGGACGACGUGGGGCGUCCUCGGCGCGGUGGCGCUCUGGGACAUCGUCGCGGUGCUCACCCCCCGCGGGCCUCUCAAAGUGCUCGUCGAGACGGCCGAGCAGCGGAACGAGCCCAUCCCCGGGCUGGUGUACGAGGGACACGGCAUCAAGCUCGGGCUCGGCGACUUCGUCUUCUACUCGCUCCUCGUCGGCCGCGCCUGCCUCUCCUCGAUCACCGCCUUCGCCGCCUGCGCCAUCGCCGUCCUGGCCGGCCUCUGCGCCACCCUCGCCCUCCUCCCCGUCCUCGAGCGAGUGCUGCCCGCGCUGCCAAUCUCGGUUGCGGUCGGCAUCCUCUUCUACUUCAUCUCGUCGUCGCUCAUCGAGCCGCUCGCCGCCUUCGCCGCUGACCAGUCGCUCUUCCUAUGAGUCAUACUAUGAGGCUGCUGGGGACGCCGAGUAGCGCUACAGUGUGUUCGGCCAUGUGCCCGGGAGGUGCCGCGCGGUGCCGGGAGGAUUACUCUGUCAGCGCACAGCGGCGUCUCGGGUCUCGCUCCUCUCGCGGUCUCGGUCUCGGCGCGGCCUCGCUCGCGCGCGUCUCCGCGCGGCACCCGCUGUGGCUGUUAUGGCUCGGAGAGAGACGAGAGUCGACAUCCUCAGACUCGAGAGAGCGCGACGCCACAGCGGCAUGGAGCGAUUUUUUGAAUC
Emiliania huxleyi CCMP1516 is the source of this 1146-nucleotide messenger RNA. RefSeq lists its product as hypothetical. The record is from RefSeq and is a predicted model, not a curated record. The transcript is spliced from 4 exons. Gene Ontology annotation, molecular function: aspartic endopeptidase activity, intramembrane cleaving. Bases 1 to 867 code for a protein of 288 amino acids. Gene Ontology annotation, cellular component: nucleus; membrane. Lineage: Eukaryota; Haptophyta; Isochrysidales; Noelaerhabdaceae. Gene Ontology annotation, biological process: protein processing.